This is a messenger RNA of Aureococcus anophagefferens, 243 nucleotides long. RefSeq lists its product as hypothetical. The transcript has a single exon. Gene Ontology annotation, cellular component: endoplasmic reticulum. NCBI's taxonomy places the organism in Eukaryota, Pelagophyceae, Pelagomonadales, Pelagomonadaceae. The record is from RefSeq and is a predicted model, not a curated record. Gene Ontology annotation, molecular function: misfolded protein binding; protein-folding chaperone binding. The annotation marks the transcript as partial.
GCGAACGAGAACUACUACAAGUACCUGGGCAUCGGCGAGAACGCGACGGCGGACCAGGUGCGCAAGGCCUACAAGAAGAUGUGCCUCAAGUACCACCCGGACAAGCUGCGCCAGACGGGCAAGCAGAUCAAGGGCUGCGCGUCCGCGGAGGAGGCGGCCGAGGAGGCCAAGGAGACGUUCCUGAGCAUCCAGGAGGCCUUCGAGAUCCUGGGCGACCAGGCGACGCGGCGCCAGUACGACCGG